Molecule: messenger RNA, 1200 nt
Organism: Rotaria socialis
Lineage: Eukaryota; Metazoa; Rotifera; Eurotatoria; Philodinida; Philodinidae
Source: the annotation of a GenBank genome assembly
AUGCCUUGUGAAGAGCGUUAUCGAUGUUUCUGGUGCGAGGGACAAAUCAAUCAUGGUGACCGCAAGUAUUGGGGAGGUGGGUCCCUGCUAUUGCGAGUCUACCUGGCUGCGAACUCUGGAAGACGAGUCAAUCCUGAUGACUCUAUUUGCGGAGCUUGUCGAAGACGGUAUGAUCGAUGGCGGAAAGCAGUGCAAGAUGAUUUCGAUCACCUUGAUGUACCAGUAAAUAAAACGGAUUCUCAAGAGAAUGAGGAGUCUAUGCUAAUGGAAGUCGAUACUGAUAUCGUGACGGAGAACGAGGACAUAGAAAGUGAGAAAGAAGAAAGCCAAGAGAAAGAAAUGAAAUCAGUGACCUUGUCAAUAUGGCGUACAUCGAAAUCACAUGGGUCUUGCAUAGUUUGUCCUGUAGCUGAUUCAACAUCUAUGCGGGUGCUAUCUGAUGAACAAAGGACAAUGAUUUUCCUUAAUAGGAGCAUUUGGGUACCAAAAGGUGCACGUUGUUGUUCCAACCAUUUCUACAAAGGAUAUCUGUCAUAUGAAGCCCGACAAUCAGUGAAACAAUCCAAAGUUGAUGAUAUUAUCCUGAAUAAACAUAAUGUAGAGAAACUGAUUGAUAAUUUUCGUUUGGCUCUCAAGCAUGCUGGUUCACUUGAUUUUGAUGACCCAGGAGCUCUUGAAAAUGAAACCUAUAAAACCAUUACUGGACUUGAUCGAGAUCACUUUAAUGAUUUGUUGGAUAAGUUAACUACUAUGCGCAAUUCUCGUCUUCGAUCUGUACGAGUGACAUUAGCAAUAUUUCUCGCAAAAAUACGUCUUGCCCUUAGCAACCGAGUUCUUGCUUGCGCAUUUCGGUUAGUAUCCAAACGAAGUGUCUCUCGCAUCUGUCAUCAAGUACGAGUAGCCCUUAUGCAGGAUUUCGUACUCUAUCACGUUGGCUUUCGACACGUAUUAAGAGAGACCAUUCUUGCUCAACAUCAAACGAGGGUGGCAACAGAACUUCUUACCAAUGGUCGAGACCAAGUUGUUCUUAUUGCAGAUGGAACUUACUUUUUCUGUCAAAAAUCAUCAAAUAAUGAGUUCCAACGGCGCACAUACAGUCAGCACAAACACCGGCAUCUUGUGAAGCCUAUGAUUAUAAUUGCUAGUGUAAGUAUCUGGGAAAGUUCAGAAUUUCAUCAGAAGAUUUUUACUGAUAAAUAA